GGUUUCCCUUCCACUCACAUUGUGGCUAUGUAUUUUCUACCUGACUGUCACAGAAUUUUUCCUCUCAAAGACAACUGCAGAGGAAAGGAAGAUAUUUCUAAUUUCUUGCAGAUGUUUUUCCGUGUCUUCUCCAUAAAUUUCCUCGACCGUUUUUCUUGUCUUUUUCUUUCUAAUUAUUACUCUGUUACAUUGCUAAUUGGGCCAGCAUUCUUAACGAAAUCAUUACAUAGCAAGCUGUCAUAUUGCAAAUAGAAAACCCACAAAGCAUUAUUCUUCUUCCUCAUUCAACGUCUCCACCAAAAUAAAUUUAUUUUUAUUACUAUUUAUAUAUAUAAAUAUAUAUAUAUACAUAUACAUACAUAUAUAUAUAUAUAUUUACAUAUAUGUAUCUUUACACAUAACUAUAUUUUCAAACAGAAAAAAGAAAUUAUAUAUAUAUCGAUACAUAGACGUGACGUGCAUUUAUACUUACAUACAAAUAUAUAUAUAUAUGUGUGUGUUUGCAUGUAAGUGUUGACGGAUGUUUCCAUGGAAUGCUUAAGACUUCGAUUCUGCUGGAGACGGGUCCAAAAUGUGUUACCUGUCUCCGCGACUGAUUCCAAACAUAGAUGUGUUUAUAACCCAAAUAGCGGCCAGACGGAGACAUCACCAACACAUAAUGGAUUAUUAAACCAAGCACCUAAGUCACCUAAUCACGCUCAAUCUCAGUCGCGGCCUCCUCCUGUGGAACCAGUGGAUUAUGAGAUCUACGUAGUGAAGAAUAAAGUCUUACUUCAUAAUGAUCCUCAAAGAGAACUUCUGAUUUUCCCAUUCGAUGAUGUUGUUAUUCCUCCACCUCGCCCCCGGCAAAAGUCUCGUACCAUUUGUUCAUCAGCUCCAAAGAAUGCAUCGAAAGAAGCUACUACGUUACUUGUACGAGAAUGUCUCAAGACUUACACUAGUGAUUGUCACAUCAUUACUUAUAACUAUAAUGCAUAUUCUGGCAGUUAUCAACAGUUACCAAACAAAAAGAAACUGGAGAGUUUACCUGAACAAGUUUUUGAAAUUGAUGUUGACACAGAUGACAAAGAUGAGGAUUCCACCCUCAACCGGAACACUGUAUGUUCCAUCACAAAGGAAGGCUGGCUAUUCAAGGGCCCUGAAGGGCAAAAGGAUAACAUAAUAAGUUUCACUAGGCAAUUUAAGCGUCGGUAUUUCUGCCUGAAACAACAAACAGACUUCACUUACAUUUUGGAAUUCUAUAAAGCAGAGAAAAAGUCUGAAACGAAAGGUGCAAUUUACCUGGAAACUGCAUCUGAUGUCAUUAAGCAUACCAAGAAAGGUAAAUACUGUUUUGAACUGCAAAUGCAGGACCGGCGUUCCUAUUUAUUGGCAGCUGAAAAUGAAGCAGAGUUAGUCGACUGGAUGAUGGCAUUCAAGGCAGUCAUUAACGCUAAUGAAACCAGUUCCCAAGCCUCAACAGAACGUUCUGGUAUUGAUGAAGAAUGUCCAACACCUACAAAGUCAGACAAUCACAGAUUAGGUCUUGAAAACAGUAUGCACCCUGAGCUUGUUAAGUAUUCCAGAGAAACUGAUACAUCACUGGCAAAAGCCCGGCAGGAAGAAAGACACAAUCUAUUUGCUUUAUAUCCAGACAUGCAAAGAUUUAUUUAUGGUCAAGAAGAAGAAGAAGAAGUCUACACCAGCAAGGAUGUCAUUGAUGUCUUCCCCAAAGCUCUUGGACAACGAUUCCUUUUAAGGCUCCAAGAGUUCCAGCUGAAAUUGCAAGCUAAUGUUUCAGACGAUGAGUGUAUAGAGAAUCAUCAGAAUCCAGAACCUUUUUUCAUAUCUUUUGCUCUCUACGAUGCCAAAGCGGGAAAAAAAAUCACCGAAGACUUUUAUGUUGACCCCAACAGUCUCCAUAUCCGUUCUAUGAUUCCAUCAGAGUUGUUACAUGCUUCCGACAGACUACACACAGUGGACGGUGUCAAGAACACGACGCCAGACUUAUAUAAAUUUGAUGAAAAAUGGUUCUAUUCAAAGGAAAGACGAGCUGUAUUUUCUGUGACUGGUCACCCGUCUAACAUCUAUUUGUAUGCCAAAAUCGAGAAAGUACUGCAAGGUAGUAUAUCUCACUGUACAGAACAUUACAUGAAGUCCACAGACACCAAAGUAGGAACCAAGAUACACAGACAGAUGAAAUUAUUUUGUUCCAGGAUCGGUCAUCACAGAAUGCCAUUUGCCUGGACUGCCAAGUGUGUCUCUCCACAAGCAACAAAUGAUGCCAAAAUGGUUCUUUAUCGACAAGAAAGUUCCAAAUUGUCAGAAGAAGAAAUUAUUAAGAGACUCCAAGAAAUGAGAAGACCUGAAAAACAGAGUAAAUGGCAAGUAAUUCCAGGACAUUUGAAGAUCCUGAUAGAACCAAUUGAGUCUCCAGUUCCAAAUUGUGUAACUCCUUCUCUGCUCCCUCUACAUCCAUUCCCGGAACCUCCAGUUGGAAAUUUACACAUUGAAAUCGAAGAAUUCCAAGAAGACAGAGCAGAUUUAAGUUCUCCGUUUACUUGCUACCAAAACUUGCUUUUUGUCUACCCUAUCAGCCUUAAAUACGAUUGCCAAAAGACUUUUACCAAGGCACGAAAUAUCGCAUGCUGUAUAGAACUUAAAGAUUCUGAUGACGAAGGAGCCAUUCCUCUAAGGUGUAUUUAUGGACGUCCUGGAAUGUCUGUGUUUACUACGGUUGCCAGUGCCACUGUUCUCCAUCAUAAUACUUUCCCAGAAUUUUCAGAAGAAGUGAAAAUUAAUUUACCAACGCAGUUACAUGACAAGCAUCACCUUUUGUUUCGUUUCUACCAUGUUAGCUGUGAGUCUUCCAAGACGAGUCCGAGAAACUCGUCUGCCUCCUCCAAAAAGAAAGAUAAUAUAGAAACUGCGAUUGGUUAUGCUUGGUUGCCCCUCUUGAGAGGUGGAAAACUUGUUUCAGAAAAUCCAGACCCUUUACCCAUUGCAGCCAACCUACCUGCCGGUUACCUGUCACAUGAUAUGGUAGCAAGUGGCAAGGUAAUGUGUCCUGAAAUAAAAUGGGUCGAUGGCAAAAAAGAAUUACUGAAGGUCAAUCUCAGAUUGAAAUCUACAAUUUACACAAAGGAUCAACAUUUGUACAAUUUCUUUGUACAUUGCCAAAAACUGGAAAAUAACUUCUCCCCAACUGUAGAAAGCGAAACAACUAAUAAAUUGAAGCCUGAAAAUGGGCGUGUCACAGAUGAUGCAGCUCACCACCUAAAUGCCAUUAAGUCCCUUCAUGCUGUUGAAGUGAGUACCUUCAUCAACUUCCUACCAACCAUUCUCAACCAGUUGUUCCGACUCAUUGCCAGAACACACAAUGAAGACAUAGCCAUGAAUGCUGCAAGGGUUCUUAUACACAUUGUCUCUGAAGUUGAUAAUGUCAGCAAACAAGACAUUCUUCAAGCUUAUGUCAAGUAUGUCUUCAAGACCUUACCGAGCCCCAAAGGAACCAAAGUGAAGACUGUACAUGAAGAAUUGGCCAAAAACCUCACAGUUUUACUCCGCCCUAUAAAUGCUGACCAGUCAGUGGUCAGUCGUUUCCUUAAACAUUCCUGGUUCUUUUUUGAGAUUCUAAUCAAAAGUAUGGCUCAAUACCUCAUUGAAACAGAGAGGAUAAAGAUGCCUAGAAAUGAGCGGUUCUCCUCAGAUUAUCAGUUCCGCAUUCAGAACCUGAUCCAAGCCAUCUACCCUCAUUUGUACCAGAAACCAGAUAUUUUAACGGAUGCCAAUACUGCCAACCACAGCCUUGCCACAUUUAUCAAGCAUUUAUUUACACUAAUUGAUCGAGGUUUUGUGUUUCGAAUCAUCAGCACCUACAUGGAGAACUUCAGUGUUAGAGAUACAAAGAUAUUCCAACAAAUGAAAUUCGAGUUCCUUAAGAUAGUUUGUAGCCAUGAACACUAUAUCCCUCUUUGUCUUCCUCUAAUGAGGCGUGGCCUUAUCAAAAAUUACAAAGAUGUCCAAUUGGAAGGUAAAUUCUUAAUUCUCUGUUGUUGGUGCAGUCUCUGCAUCCAGACUGCAUCGUUUCAUUGUGUGAUAUGUAGCCAGGCGCUUACCAAUCACCUUAGCCUUGUCACCAUUGAUCACUUAUUACCAAUCGGUCAUCAAGGUCGAAUAGCUGCCUUGUACCUACCUCUCAUCCCAAUCCUUCUUGAAAGUAAGGAACGUCUGAUUGACAAUGCCGAUAGUACAACCGGAAUGAGCGCUGUCAGCUCCUCUACCCAGAAUAUAGAUCUCAAUGCUAGUACUGAUGGCUUCACUACUUCAGACUAUCAUCACAAAAGUAUCUCUGGGAUUGACCAAAUCCAUAAAAGAGAUUCUUCAUACUUUGAUGUUAUUGCCGGAAGAGCUCCACCCCAGUCCAUGAGUAACUUGAAUCUUGGAGAGCCUGAACAACUAGAAUUACUUGCUCUACAACAAUCCAAUUUGGUUAUCCAGGCAACUAGAGCAAACAGUUCUUCAAACUCUCAUUUAAGAACUCAGUCGGUGGGUGGUCCAGUUCAAACUGCUCCGUUCCAAACCACAAUGUACAAUCGCUACGAUAAAUUAGAUACCACAGAAGUUAAGGACUUGCUGAUAUGUUUUCUACAUAUUUUGAAAUAUCUACCAGAAGAUAUCCUAUUAGGAUGGUUCAAUAAUUCUUCAGAAUUCAAUGUACUUGAUUUAUUUUCUCUUUUAGACACCAUUGGAGAUACACGUAAAGCCAUGACUGCUCCCCCACCAUCACACAAGUCAUUUAUUGGGGCCAGUAGUAAUGGAAUUUUACACCAAAGAACUUACAGUCAAUGUCAAGACAGUCAGGCUGAAUUACUUAAUGCACCUGGCGGAAUAUCAAGCAUUCAUCGAGCUCUGCAGGAGGCCAACAUAUCAACAGAGGUUGGCAUUAUUGUGCUUGAUGUUCUCAGUCUUUACAGCAACACAUUUAAGAAACAAUUGGAACACAAAGAUGGUGACAACAAUUUGAUGAAAAAAAUCUUUGAAAUUUUGUUGUCAUUUCUGCAGACAAGUCAAUCGGAGACAUUGCAAAAACACAUCUUCUCCAUUUGGAGGUCUUUUAUCCGGAAAUUCCAGGCUGUUUUGUUCAGAGGAAAUGCCAAACUUUGUGGAGAUUUGUGCUACGAAAUCUUGCGCUGCUGCAAUUCUCGGUUGAGUUCAACAAGAAAGGAAGCCUGUGCUUUACUCUAUCUUCUGAUGAGGUCCAAUUUUGAAUACAGUAGGAAAACCAGUUUUACUCGGGUACAUCUGCAGGUCAUCAUAUCUGUGUCACAACUUAUUGGUGAUGUUGUCGGUAUCUCCAACUCUUACUUCCAGGAGAGUUUAGUGAUGGUGAACAACUACGCCAAGAGUGAUAAAGCAAUGCAGAAAACCAACUUCCCAUUAGAGGUGAAAGAUUUAACAAAACGUAUCCGUACAGUCCUAAUGGCCACAGCCCAACUUAAAGAACACGAAAAGAACCCUGAGAUGUUAGUAGAUCUACAAUAUUGCUUGGCUAAAUCUUAUGCCAGUACCCCAGAAUUGAGGAAAACUUGGCUGGAAUCCAUGGCAAAGGCUCACUUACGAACAAAAGAUUACUCCGAGGCGGCGCAUUGCUAUCUUCAUAUAAGUGCACUUGUUUCAGAAUAUUUGAGAAGGAGGGGGAAGAUGAAGCCGAGAACCUACCCACAAGGCUGUGCUGCAUUUCACAUGAUCUCCCCCAACAUACAGACAGAAGAAUCCUCUAUAAAAGAUGAUUCCGGAAUGCAGGAUGUUCACUACACUGAUAGUACAUUGAUUGAGAACCUGGAACAAGCUGCCAGAAUCAUAGAACAAGCUGAACGUUAUGAAGUUUUAGGGGACAUUUACAAACUCAUUAUUCCAAUGUAUGAAGUGGCCAGAGACUUUGAGAGAUUAUCUGAGAGUUACCGCAAAUUAUUUGAAGCUUACAAUAAAAUCGUUGAAGUGAUGCACUCCGGCAAACGGCUCCUCGGAAAAUAUUAUCGCGUAGCAUUUUAUGGACAGGCUCACUUUGAUGAAGAAAAUGGCAAAGAAUAUAUUUAUAAAGAACCUAAAGUGACCAACCUUUCAGAAAUCUGUGACCGAUUGUUCAAUUUAUAUACAUACCGCUACGGCAAAGAGAAUGUGAAGUUGAUCAUGGAUUCUAAGAAGGUGAAUGUUGAUGAACUUGACCCUAAAUAUGCCUUCAUCCAGGUCACUUAUGUAACCCCUUAUUUCACGAAAGAGGAAAGUAAGGAACGACUCACAGAAUUCGAACGCAACAACAACAUACAACGCUUUAUGUUUGAAACACCAUUUACAAAGAACGGACCUGCUCAUGGCUCCAUUACGGAACAGUACAAACUACGGACAAUACUGACCACGUCUCACACCUUCCCGUAUGUGAAGAAAAGAAUAGAAAUCAUUGAACACACGGAGCAGGAACUGUCCCCCAUCGAAGUAGCCAUUGACGAGCUGCAUAAUAAAGUGAUUGACCUUCAGGAAGUUGUCCGAGCUGUCACACCUGAUGUUAAGAAACUCCAUUUGAACCUACAAGGCUGUGUCAGUACCCAGGUGCAUGCUGGUCCAUUAGCCUAUGCUGAAGCGUUCCUCAGUAAAGACAAAGUCAACAAGUAUCCAGUUGGUAAAGUGGCAGCACUCAAAGAUGUCUUUAAGUAA
Octopus bimaculoides (California two-spot octopus) is the source of this 6693-nucleotide messenger RNA. Its product is annotated as dedicator of cytokinesis protein 9. Gene Ontology annotation, biological process: positive regulation of GTPase activity; small GTPase-mediated signal transduction. The record is from RefSeq and is a predicted model, not a curated record. Lineage: Eukaryota; Metazoa; Mollusca; Cephalopoda; Octopoda; Octopodidae. Gene Ontology annotation, molecular function: guanyl-nucleotide exchange factor activity.